Molecule: messenger RNA, 2305 nt
Organism: Malania oleifera
Lineage: Eukaryota; Viridiplantae; Streptophyta; Magnoliopsida; Santalales; Ximeniaceae
Product: cysteine-rich receptor-like protein kinase 43
Exons: 6
Coding region: 1126-2097 (323 amino acids)
Biological process (GO): protein phosphorylation
Molecular function (GO): ATP binding; protein kinase activity
Source: RefSeq, a predicted model, not a curated record
CUAUCAAUGGCGGAAAUCGCCGGCCAAAGUAGAGGUUCAAUGACCUCUUACGAGGUCCUCCAACAGAGUUCCACAAGGUUCGAGAACUCCAUAGAUUUCUCUUCGACACCGGUGUCGCUGCAUGUGGCCAUCUUUGUCUUGAACGGUGCCUUUGCCAAAGCAUCGCCAAGGCCCUCUUCGCAUUCUACCAGAAGUCCUACCAGGCGCUGGAACCCAUCCUCUUGCUCGGCCGCCACCGCUUCAACAGCAUCGACAUGCACAUCCACCUCAAGGGUGAAGGCCACACCUCCCAGAUCUAUGCCAUCCACCUUCUACAUUCACAAGCGCAACAUCGACUAGGUCCACCACCGGAUUCCUCAUCCACCGGUCCGGAUGCCACUUCUGGGUGGGCUUGUGGUAAGCUGUACAGAUGUUGGAGAAGGAGGCGUCGCGGCGAAUCUCGAGGAAGGCGUAGUAGGAAGAUCUAGUGGAUCCUCCUUCUCGAUCCAUGCUCUAGUCGAUCAGACUCCCCCUCGAAUCCCAAAGGAUGUCGUCAAUGGCGUUAUUCCGAGCUCGUGUAGCUUCAUUCGCCGCCUUUGCCAACCUCCUCUGCCACAGUUUCUCCACCGAUGCCUUCGAUUUGCUCUUUCACAGCACCAUCACUUCACGCAAGAGCCUCAUGAUGAAGCAGAUGAUCAAUCUCGACAUGAACUCCCAAAUCGGAAGCUGCAUGCCCCUCUCUACAAUGUGAAUCGGAACAUCCAUCCACAACAUCGAGGUCCGACCAGGCCAAGGCGCCAAGCUCGUAUGAGCCGUCGGCACGUUGGCGAAGAUCCUCAAAGAGCCCACUUUGCGACAAGUGUUGGUAAAACUAGAGUUACAAAAAACGAAGCAAAUCGGCUACAAAACAACCAUAGAUAAAGAGAGAGGAACAGAGAUGCAAAUUUCAAAGAGAAAAAAGCAACGGCGUGAGAAAAAUAUCUUGUGGGGAGUGGACCAGACCUCGUUUAGUUAUAACAAAACUUCAUCUUCUACAAAUAUUUCUUAAGGUUCUUUAGCCCAAAAGAGGGCCUAUCAUCGGGGAAGACAAUUGGCAGUGCUAAGGAAUGUGAGGGACUCUACUACUUUGAGGAGGAAAAUGGGUUAAUGCCGGAUGGUCAAGAAAUAGCUGUGAAGAAGCUGUCUCUGACGUCAAGACAGGGAAUGAGAGAAUUCACUAAUGAAGUGAAGCUGUUACUGAAAAUUCAGCACAAGAACCUGGUUAUGUUGUUGGGGUGUUGUGCAGGACCUGAGAAGAUGCUUGUCUAUGAGUUUCUGCCAAACAAGAGCCUUGACUAUUUUCUCUUUGACAAAACAAAGUCGGCAUCUUUGGAUUGGCAGAGAAGGUAUCAAAUAGUUACAGGUGUGGCAAGAGGUCUUCUAUACCUGCAUGAAGAGGCUCCUGAAAGGAUUAUUCAUAGAGACAUCAAAGCCAGUAACAUACUGUUGGAUGAGGAGUUGAAUCCGAAGAUAUCAGAUUUUGGCUUGGCAAGGCUUUUUCCUGGGGAAGGCACCCAUACACUGACAUUUAGGAUUUCUGGUACUCAUGGUUACAUGGCUCCUGAAUACGCUAUGCAUGGAUACUUGUCAGUGAAGUCUGACGUUUUUAGCUUUGGUGUUCUGGUGUUGGAGAUUGUGAGUGGGAGAAAGAAUCAUGAUGGGCGGCUUGGUACAGAAAAGGCAGACCUCUUGAGUUACACCUGGGCACUCUUUCAAAGAGGCAAGGCAUUGGAGUUGGUUGAUCUUAGCCUUUCCAAGUGCAACCCCAACCCUGAUGAGGCAGCAAUGUGCAUACAACUGGGGUUGCUAUGUUGUCAAGCAAGCAUUCAAGACAGGCCUGACAUGAAUUCUGUUCAUCUCAUGCUCUCAAGUGACUCCUUUACUUUGCCUAAACCUGGAAGACCAGGCAUUCAGGGUCGCCAAGGGCGGUGGACUUCUACAAGUACUUCCGCUCUCACUGGCACUAAUCGUACCAGCAGUACAUACACUGGUGCUACCAAGAUUUCUUCCGGUAGCAGUUUUGUUGAGGAUUAUUCUAGGAAUUCAAUUUCUCUUUCUUCCAUUGAUGAAGGUAGAUGACCAUUUAUAGUUAUGCCGUGUACAUUAGCCGCCCCAUUUAUCUUGUGCAAAUUAAGCUGUUUCCGCACCUAUUUAUAAUUAAUGUUUGUUAUUAAUAGCAUAACACUAGUGUUUAACUAAUUUACCUAACUUCAAGAACAAGUUUGUACUGGAUUUUAAUUGUUAAACGCAUAAGUAAAACAUGUAAUAAAAAAUUGUCUUUUCGUCA